ACGGCGGGAUUUACGGACUCCUCCUCUCCUGUCCAGUUGGUUUAAACAGAGACAAAAUGGCGGCGGCAGCAUCAAUGAUGCCACACUUUUCCCAGCAAAUUUCUUCUAAAAACGACCUGGUCCCGGACUGGGCCAGCCAGGAAGUCAGCACCGGGACCACCAUCAUGGCCGUGGAGUAUGAGGGAGGAGUGGUGAUCGGAGCCGACUCCCGCACCACCACAGGGGCUUACAUCGCCAACAGAGUCACCGACAAACUGACUCCGAUCCACGACCGGAUCUUCUGUUGUAGGUCUGGAUCAGCUGCUGACACUCAGGCUAUAGCUGAGGUCGUUGCCUACCAGCUGGGCUUCCACAGCAUCGAGCUGGACGAGCCCCCGCUGGUGGAGACGGCUGCUAAUCUGUUCAGAGCUAGCUGCUACCGCUACAGGGAGGAGCUGACCGCUGGGAUCCUGGUGGCGGGAUGGGACCGGAGGAACGGGGGACAGGUGUUCUGCGUUCCUAUUGGUGGGAUGCUGGUGAGGCAGCCUGUGGCCGUGGGGGGGAGUGGGAGCAGCUACAUCUACGGCUUCAUGGACUCCAACUACAAACCAGGACUGAGCAAAGACCAGUGUCUGGAGCUCACCGCUGCAGCCCUGUCCCUGGCCAUGGAGAGGGACGGCUCCAGCGGCGGCGUGGUGAGGCUGGCGUCCAUCUCGGAGGCGGGGGUGGAGCGACGGGUCAUCCUGGGCAACCAGCUGCCCAAGUUCUCCACCCACUGAGACCUGUCCCUGUCCCACACCCACUGAGACCUGUCCCUGUCCCACACCCACUGAGACCUGUCCACCGUUCUGUUGUUAAUAAAAGUUUCAACGUGU
This is a messenger RNA of Mugil cephalus (flathead mullet), 854 nucleotides long. It is a transcript of the gene psmb6, whose product is annotated as proteasome 20S subunit beta 6. Lineage: Eukaryota; Metazoa; Chordata; Actinopteri; Mugiliformes; Mugilidae. Bases 57 to 758 code for a protein of 233 amino acids. Gene Ontology annotation, cellular component: proteasome core complex. The transcript is spliced from 7 exons. Gene Ontology annotation, molecular function: threonine-type endopeptidase activity. The record is from RefSeq and is a predicted model, not a curated record.